AUGUCUUCACCAUCGCCGUCUCAUCAAGCCCGCAUUCUCAGCCGAAACAACCUCAUCACGAAUACAUCCGGUAUCGCGCCGGGCUAUUUGCAAGCAAACCUAUUAAUCCUCCCGUCCAAACAUGCCCGCGACUUCCACGACCUGUGUCGUCGCAAUCCCGUCCCCUGCCCUCUCCUCGGUCACACCACUACUCCAGGGAACCCACACCUUAUUCAACCGCCCUCGUGUAUCCAAACCCCUGACUUCGAUAUCCGGACCGACUUUCCCAAGUACCGCGUCUAUCAGCACGGCAAGUACCUCGCCACCCGCACCGACUUGCUCGAUAUCUGGCGCGAUGACUACGUCGGCUUCCUAAUCGGCUGCUCGUUCUCGUUCGAGGACGCUCUCGCGUCGGCUGGUCUGCAGCCGAGACAUCAGAAGACAGGCCGAAUCGUAGCCAUGUAUAGAAGUAAUAUUCCCCUUUUGCCGGCGGGAAUCUUCGCGGGUGGAUCGUGUAUCGUGUCCAUGAGACCGUACCGUGAAGAGGAUAUUGAGGCUGUCAGGGAUGUAACUAGGCCGUAUCUUGCGACGCAUGGAGAGCCUGUGGCCUGGGGAUGGGAGGCCGUGGAGAAGUUGGGAAUUCGCGAUAUCAGUGUGCCGGAUUUUGGCGAGCCGCAAAAUUUUGAGGACGGGGAGGUUCCAGUAUUCUGGGCUUGCGGAGUGACUCCGCAGAUGGCGGUGGAAUCUGCUGGGGACAAGAUCGAAGAUCUGGUCUUCGCUCACGAGCCUGGACAUAUGCUUGUGACUGAUUUGACAUCAGAUGAUCUGCAAAGAUUGUGA
Aspergillus melleus is the source of this 819-nucleotide messenger RNA. RefSeq names its product DUF1445 domain protein. Gene Ontology annotation, molecular function: D-glutamate cyclase activity. The transcript is spliced from 2 exons. Gene Ontology annotation, biological process: glutamate metabolic process. Bases 1 to 819 code for a protein of 272 amino acids. The record is from RefSeq and is a predicted model, not a curated record. NCBI's taxonomy places the organism in Eukaryota, Fungi, Ascomycota, Eurotiomycetes, Eurotiales, Aspergillaceae.